This is a messenger RNA of Ipomoea nil (Japanese morning glory), 1778 nucleotides long. RefSeq names its product BEL1-like homeodomain protein 4. Bases 117 to 1673 code for a protein of 518 amino acids. NCBI's taxonomy places the organism in Eukaryota, Viridiplantae, Streptophyta, Magnoliopsida, Solanales, Convolvulaceae. Gene Ontology annotation, biological process: regulation of transcription by RNA polymerase II. The transcript is spliced from 5 exons. Gene Ontology annotation, molecular function: RNA polymerase II cis-regulatory region sequence-specific DNA binding; DNA-binding transcription factor activity, RNA polymerase II-specific. The record is from RefSeq and is a predicted model, not a curated record.
UCAAGGCCAGCUGCAACAAGCUAAGUGAUGAUGUGAUCAUCAUCAACGCCAGCUUCAAGCUACAAAAGUGUGUAUAUAUAUAUAUACCUGUUGGAUCCACUGCCGAGGAAGGAGAGAUGAUAAGAAUUCAAGAGUUUGAACUUCUGGAGGCGUCUGUCGGCGGAGAAGCACCGGCGACGUAUGACUCCGGCGGAGGAAUGCUGUCGGAAAUGAUCCCGUCUUCGUCUCUGCGCAUGUUAAAGUUCCCCGGCGGCGGCAACAAUUCAUCCCUGGAAUCCAGCUUUGUUGAUCAAGGGUUACACCAAUACAACACGUGGAUUCCGGCUCCCGAUUCGAGCAGAAUUGGGACGGUAAUGGAGGUGCAAGGCCUCUCUUUAUCCCUAUCAUCUUCAAUGGAAGCUGCAAAGCUAGAAGAAUUGAGUUCCAGAAACGGCGGAAUUUACUCAAACAACAUCACUGGUAGUGCAGAUCAGCUACUGUUACAUUCAGGAGGAGUUGAUGUCGCCGGAUACGGUGGUGGUGUGGCGGCGGCGGCGGAGUCAACCAGAACGGUCAACGUCCUCCGCAAUUCGCGCUACUUGAAGGCCGCUCAGGGAUUGCUGGAAGAAUUCUGCUUCGUGGGGAGAGGGAAAUUGAAGAAUCUAAUUAGGGCCAAGAAGAACAUGAUGAACAGUGAUGAGAGUGGAAACCCUAAUUCCGACCAUGAACAUGACGGAGACCCUCCGCCGCCGCCGCCGCCGUCAUCAUCGCCCGCCGUGAGGUCUGAACAUCAGAACAGGAAAAUCAAGCUGUUAUCUAUGCUUGAUGAGGUAGAUGCGAGAUAUGUGAGAUACAGUGAACAGAUGCAAACAAUGGUAAAUUCAUUUGAGUUGGUGGUGGGAUACGGAGCGGCGGCGCCGUACACGGGGCUAGCGCAGGAGGCGAUGUCGAGGCAUUUCCGGCGGAUAAAGGACGGAAUAGUGGGUCAGCUGAGGGAGACGUGUAAGGUUCUCGGGGAGAAAGACGACGGCGUCGGCGGGAGGCGUGGGUUGACCAGAGGCGAGACGCCCAGGCUGAGAUUCAUCGACCAGAAGCUCCGCCACCAAAAAGCUCUCCACCAGAUGGCAAUGGGGAUGUUCGAUUCUGAGUUCUGGACACCCCAGAGAGGCUUGCCUCAACCUUCUGUCAAUACCUUGCGGGCUUGGCUCUUCGACCACUUCCUUAACCCGUACCCAAGUGAAGCAGACAAGCAAGUGUUGUCACGGCAGACAGGUUUAUCAAAAAACCAGGUGUCCAACUGGUUCAUUAAUGCUAGGGUUCGGUUGUGGAAGCCAAUGGUGGAAGAAAUGUACCAGCAAGAGGCCAAGGAAGAAGGCGACAACGCCAAAGAUUCUCAAUUGAUUGCCGAGGAGAAAGAUCCCUCACACAACAUUAUUGUUUCUUCCGAAAAUCAACCGAUGACGCUAGACUCCUCCAUCUUACCCAAUCAUGGUGACAAGUCACUACUGCCAGUCACUGGGUUUUCACUGAAAGCUCCGGACAGCUGGAGCGCCGGCGCCGGCGCCGGCAAUGGUGGGUUUGGGGCGGUGGCUCAGGUGACAAGGGACGUGUCUCUGACUUUGGGACUUCAACGCAUUGAAAAUCUAUCAAGGAAUAACAGGAUUCCAAUUAAAGACUUUAGGGCUUAUAAUUAGAAUUGAUGGAUGAUGAUGAUGGUGGUGGUGAUGAUAAUGACCGUAAGGUAAUAAACAGAUGAAACAUGAAUUGAUGUGGUAGAAUAAAUUACCAUUACCCAACCA